UCGAGUAUACCAUCUUUUUGUUUCUAUAACAGACAAUGGUGGGCGGGGAUCGGCCGGCCGACGACGAGAUGUUGGAGGCGGAGCCGCGGCAGCAGCCGGCAGAUCAAAUACCUGCGGCUCUCAGCCACGGCGGUCGCUUCAUCCAGUACAACAUCUUCGGCAACGUAUUCGAGGUCACCUCCAGAUACAAACCCCCAAUCAUGCCCAUAGGAAAGGGCGCAUACGGCAUCGUUUGCUCGGCUGUGAAUUCGGAGACGAGUGAGCACGUGGCUAUUAAGAAGAUAGCUAAUGCUUUUGAUAAUAGAAUCGAUGCGAAGAGGACACUUCGAGAAAUCAAGCUUUUGCGUCACAUGGAUCAUGAAAAUAUUAUUGCAAUCAGAGAUGUAAUUCCACCACCACAAAGGGAGGUUUUUAAUGAUGUCUACAUUGCAUAUGAGCUUCUGGAUACCGAUCUCCAUCAAAUUAUUAGAUCUAAUCAACCUUUGUCAGAAGAGCACUGCCAGUAUUUUUUGUAUCAAAUCCUCCGCGGGUUGAAGUACAUACAUUCCGCAAAUGUCCUACACAGGGAUUUAAAGCCAAGCAAUCUUCUUCUGAAUGCAAAUUGUGACCUAAAGAUAUGUGAUUUUGGAUUGGCACGAGUCACGUCUGAAACUGAUUUUAUGACUGAAUAUGUCGUCACAAGGUGGUAUCGGCCACCAGAACUUUUGUUAAAUUCAUCCGAUUACACUGCAGCCAUUGAUAUAUGGUCAGUGGGAUGCAUUUUUAUGGAAUUGUUGGACCGGAAGCCAUUGUUCCCUGGUAGAGAUCAUGUUCACCAGUUACGCCUGCUCAUAGAGCUGAUUGGUACUCCAACAGAGGCUGAGUUAGGUCUUCUGAAUGAAAAUGCAAAACGAUACAUCAGGCAACUCCCUCCUUAUCGUCGACAAUCAUUCACCGAAAAAUUCCCUCAGGUGCACCCCCUUGCUGUUGAUCUCGUCGAGAAGAUGCUGACAUUUGAUCCUAGGCAACGGAUCACAGUUGAAGGUGCAUUAGCCCAUCCAUACCUGAACUCGCUCCACGACAUCAGCGACGAGCCCACUUGUUCGAGCCCUUUCAGCUUCGACUUCGAGCAGCACGCUCUCACGGAAGAUCAGAUGAGGGAGUUGAUCUUCCAGGAGGCACUCGCGUUCAAUCCCGACUACCGGCGCACGUGAAGAAAUUUGUUGGUCUGAGAUUCUGUAUUUAAGUAAUGAAUGAUGUAUGUGUUUUUUUAUUGGGUAGUCUCAGUGGUGUACAUACUCUUCCUUCCCAACUGGAUGGCUUCCAUUUUUAGAAAUAUUUAACGAUGCCAUAAAACAGCCAUUUGAUGUACUCAUGUACUGCUUCACACAUUAAUAAAACUCAUUUCAAUUUUCAAUUUUAA
Molecule: messenger RNA, 1402 nt
Organism: Salvia hispanica
Lineage: Eukaryota; Viridiplantae; Streptophyta; Magnoliopsida; Lamiales; Lamiaceae
Product: mitogen-activated protein kinase homolog MMK1-like
Biological process (GO): protein phosphorylation
Molecular function (GO): MAP kinase activity; ATP binding
Source: RefSeq, a predicted model, not a curated record